Molecule: messenger RNA, 1406 nt
Organism: Pyrus x bretschneideri (Chinese white pear)
Lineage: Eukaryota; Viridiplantae; Streptophyta; Magnoliopsida; Rosales; Rosaceae
Product: protein-tyrosine-phosphatase PTP1
Exons: 9
Coding region: 17-1036 (339 amino acids)
Biological process (GO): protein dephosphorylation
Molecular function (GO): protein tyrosine phosphatase activity
Source: RefSeq, a predicted model, not a curated record
CCGGAGAUCGACGGCGAUGGCCGCCACCGCCUCUUCCGCCGCAGCCAAACCCCUCCCUUCCUUGAACGUCUCGGCGGAUUCUCCUCCUCCGAAACUCGCCCUCACCCCCGAUCAGUACAAGUACUGCUCUCAGGCUCUCAAGCUCUUUAAGGAAAAGCUCCAGAUGCGUGACCACAUCAACCAGGAGUUCGCUCAGCUACAGGCCAAGAGGAUGACAUCUUCUGAGAUGAAGAGAAAUUGCACUGUGGCUCUUGACAAUGUCAAUUCGAGCAAAAACCGAUACACCGAUGUCGUGCCAUUUGACAAAAAUAGGGUUGUUCUCAACUCCUCGAAGGAUUACAGGCCUUCCGCAAGAGGUUACAUCAACGCCAGCUUAAUCACGACUAGUUCUUCCGAAAGCAUUUCUCAGUUUAUAGCAACACAAGGUCCACUUCCCCACACAUAUGAGGAUUUCUGGGAGAUGGUACUUGAGCAACGCUGCCCGGUGGUCAUCAUGCUUACUCGUUUAAUCGACUGUUACACGAUGGUUAAAUGUGGAGAUUAUUAUCAGGCUGAAGAUGGCCCUAGAGAGUUCGGUAACAUAUGUAUAAGCACUAAGUGGCUAAGAACUACUGACACUUCAUUAGUAUUACGCCUUUUGGAGGUCAAUAAUAAAGAGUCCGAGGAACCACCCAUGUCUGUUUUGCACAUUCAGUAUCCUGAAUGGCCUGACCAUGGAGUUCCAAACAACACGAUUGCUGUCCGUGAAAUCUUGAAAAGAUUAUAUAACGUGCCACCGAACCUUGGCCCAAUUGUGGUGCAUUGCAGUGCAGGUAUUGGGAGAACUGGAACAUACUGCACAAUUCAUAAUACUGUGCAAAGAAUUCUUGCUGGGGACAUGUCUGCCUUAGAUCUUGUUGAUACAAUAACCACAUUUCGGUCUCAGCGAAUUGGAAUGGUCCAGACACUGGAGCAAUAUUUUUUCUGUUAUUCUGCCAUCGUUGAUGAAUUGGAAGACCUCAUCUCGGAUUUGAAUAGUGAAACGAGCUCAAAAUAGCAGCUUGAUGAUAACAGGAAUGUUCAGUGAAGAUGGAAGUAGUCCGCUUGCGGUGUUUGUCCACUUUACAGCGAUCUGAUGCAUCGUUAUUCUCGUGGAACAAAUAGCGUGCUGCUAAGAGCUAAUCAACUUUUCCCGAAUCAUCUGUUCCACUCUUUUUUAACGCAAAAGACAAAGACAGUAGGGAUCUGAAUGAUCUUUCUGCCUCAUUUUUUCCCCGACUCUAUAAUUAGGCGUUUCAAAGGUCCUGUUUGUCGUAUGAUUUGACAAGUAUGACCCGCUGCAUGUCUAAAUUGUAUAACUCUGAUAGUCGAAAGGUUGUAUAAACUGCUAGUUGGCAUUCCCGCUCGGCAUUUGCUUUUCCUUUUCA